UAUAAAGGUUCCCAUUUAGGAUGGGAGAUAGGUUGAGUGGUUUGAGAAGAUAGUGUAAGUGAGAGGUACCGAGCACUUCACUUGCAUUAAAAAGAAGAAAAAGGUUCGAAUCUAGAAUUCUUACUUUUGUCGGCUUGGUAAUUGGAAUAUGUCCGAAAAAUAAUAGUGAAGCCAAGACUGAUAUUUGAUGCAAGAUUUCAGGACACGAGGAUCCUCACUAGCUGACAUUGAAGCAUUGUGCUUAUCGAAACAAAUCUAGCCAGGAGCUGCGUGUUGAUUUUCAACUUUGAUGUUGAACCUAAGUUACUGCAUAAAUUCCAACUGCCGGCCGUUCUUCCUGUCACCUUCUUCCUCUCCGACGACUUUUCAGACCCCCUUCCCCAACGAACAGUAUAUAUUGAACGCAGACACCCAACAGUAGGGCCAUGUCAUCAGCAACACAAUCAUGGCUUACGCGAAGACAGCCGUUAACCGGCAAGAAGCGCUCUUGAUCAUAAUCUUCGCUUUCUUGAUUUCAUUCUCGUCUAUUAUGGCUUCUACUGAUGCUUUGGAUUCAUGUAAACCAACUGAUUCAGGCCCUGUUGUGAAGACCACGCCUUUAGUUUCCUUUCUUGAGACUGUUCAACAAACGUCCCUCAAAACGUUUGGGCACAAAAACUUUGAUCCCAAGCUUUACGUCGACAUGUCCUUGAAAUACAAUCUUAAUACUACCUUGGAGGCUUUUAAUAAGCUUUCAAUUGCUGAUAACGGGUCGGUUUCUGUUAGCGACUUGAAUGAUUUUUUAGGCCAAUAUUUGGAGGGUGCUGAUGAGGAUUUGGUGUAUGCUGAGCCAGUGGACUUUGCUGCUGAGCCUCGAGAUUUUCUACCCAAUGUGGAGAACCCUGAGAUGAGAGCUUGGGCAUUGGAAGUCCAUUCCCUCUGGAAGAAUUUGAGCAGGAAAGUUUCUGACACGGUUCUGGAGAAGCCUGAAUUGCAUACUUUGCUGCCAUUGCCUAAGCCUGUUAUUAUUCCAGGAUCCAGAUUUCGAGAGGUUUAUUACUGGGAUUCUUACUGGGUAAUCAGGGGCUUGCUGGCCAGUAAAAUGUAUGUCACGGCAAAAGGAAUUGUGACCAACCUUAUUUCCUUAAUUGAUGAAUUCGGUUAUGUACUUAAUGGUGCAAGGGCAUAUUACACUAACAGGAGCCAGCCCCCACUCCUGAGUUCUAUGAUCUUUAACAUAUACAAUCAAACAGGAGAUGACGAAUUUAUCAAAAGUUCCCUUCCUGCGCUGCUUAAGGAGUAUGAGUUUUGGAAUUCAGGGAUACAUAAGGUGUCCAUUAAAGAUGCUCAAGGAGAGAUCCACAAUUUAAGUCGGUACUAUGCAAUGUGGAAUACUCCUAGGCCUGAAUCUUCAUCAAUUGACCAAGAAACAGCUUCAAGGCUUUCAAAUGUUUGUGAGAAAACACAGCUGUACCGUGAACUGGCAUCAGCAGCUGAAUCUGGAUGGGAUUUCAGUACUAGAUGGAUGAGGAAUGCAUCUGAUCUUACAACAUUGUCUACAACAUACAUAGUUCCUGUGGAUUUGAAUUCAUUCAUUCUGAAGAUGGAACUUGACAUAGCCUUUUUGGCAAAUGUUACUGGAGAGAGUAGCAUAGCUGCAAGAUUUACAGAAGCUUCUGAAGCUAGGAAAAAGGCAAUGAACGCAAUACUUUGGAAUGCAGAGAAGGGGCAGUGGUUUGAUUACUGGCUUACUGAGACCAAUACUUCCAAGGAUGCAUAUACCUGGGAAGCUUCAAACCAGAAUCAGAAAUCAUUUGCAUCAAACUUCAUUCCCUUGUGGGUCAACUUGUUUCAUUCAGACGCAACGAUGAUGGAGAAAGUCAUUCAAAGUUUCCAAACUUCAGGCUUGCUUCGUCCUGCAGGGAUCGCAACUUCUUUGACAAAUACAGGACAACAAUGGGACUUUCCAAAUGGUUGGGCACCUCUUCAACACCUAAUUGUUGAGGGAUUGGUGAGAUAUGGGUCGGAGGAAGCAAAUUCAUUAGCCAAAGACAUUGCAUUGAGAUGGAUUAGAACCAAUUAUGUUGCUUACCAGGAAACAGGGGCAAUGCAUGAGAAGUACGAUGUUGAAAAAUGUGGAGAAUUCGGAGGUGGCGGUGAAUAUAAGCCUCAAGUUUUGGAUGGUCAAAUGGAGUUGUAUUGGCAUUUUUAGAGGAAUUUGGAUGGCCAGCAGACGUGAAGGUGGGUUGCCAGUGAGCAAGGACAUAAAGAAACAUAUAACCCUGCUCUACUGUAGCGAAAAAGAUGUAGGCUGCAUUACAUAUAAUACUUGUCGGUAAAAUUUGAAGAUUCUGUCAUCUUUAAAAGUCGCAGUUGGCAAUUCAUUACCUCUUAGCCUGUAACUGGAGUUGAAAUGUGUCAUUGAUAUAAAUUGUCCUUGUCUAAUAAAGCAGAAUCAAUUCACUGUUCUUGUUUU
Molecule: messenger RNA, 2455 nt
Organism: Coffea arabica (coffee)
Lineage: Eukaryota; Viridiplantae; Streptophyta; Magnoliopsida; Gentianales; Rubiaceae
Source: RefSeq, a predicted model, not a curated record